GCGAGUGGUUGCACACAUAUUUGCUCUAGUGUUUUUUUCCUUCUUGUUAUUUCUGAGACGUAGCAUAACAACUGAUUUCGAUAAAACGAAGUUCACGUUAAGAACUGACACAAAUAAAAUAUACUUGAAUAGUCAUUCAAAGAGAUAGAGAUUUUCAACGAAAAUUUUUAACUGAAAGAAAAAAAAGUGAAUAAAAAUGAUGAAUUCAAGUGUUAUUAAAACUGAGCGCUCAGUUGAUAGAGCUCACUUUUGUGUGAAAUGUGAUAAACAAAUUCAAGAUCGGUAUUUUUUGAAAGCGUUGAAUGCAUUUUGGCAUGAGAACUGCUUGAAAUGCAGUUGCUGCGAUUGUCGUCUCGCUGACGUUGGUUCAACAUUAUUCACGCGCGAAAAUGUGAUUCUGUGCAAAAGUGAUUACAUUAGACUGUAUGGUAACACUGGCCACUGUGCAGCGUGCAAUAAACUGAUUCCAGCAUUUGAGAUGGUGAUGCGAGCAAAGCGAAAUGUUUAUCACUUGGAGUGUUUUGCAUGUCAACAAUGUAGUCACAGAUUUUGUGUUGGAGACCGGUUUUAUUUGUGUAAUAAUAAAAUCUUGUGCGAGAGUGAUUAUGCCGAACUUCAGAUGCAUACGGAAAUGAGUCAACAACAGAAUGUCAGCAACACUAGUAGCAGUAUCAACAACAAUAAUCACAAUAACAAUAACAAUGAGUAUAUGAAUCGAAAUACACCAACCAAAAGUCAGGCAUCUGGUUCGACCAGCACCAUGAUGCCGUUGUAUUCAGAGAAGAAUAAUUUCACCAAUUUCGAUGUGCCAAUUCACGUCAGAUAAGCAUUUCAUCACAUCAGUCAUAUCGGCUUAAAUUAGCAUAACCGUAUAGUUACUCUUAAAAUAAAUCGUAGUCGUAUUUUUGUUCGUUUCAUCAAAAGUCAUAACCUGUUUUUGUUUUAUAAUUUUCGUGAUAAUUGUAAUGUUAAAUAUGGACGAUGCAAUAAGACUGUCCGUAGUCAAAUAAAAAAAUAGACGACUUUCCUAAAA
This is a messenger RNA of Sitodiplosis mosellana (orange wheat blossom midge), 1033 nucleotides long. RefSeq names its product LIM domain only protein 3-like. Bases 197 to 826 code for a protein of 209 amino acids. Gene Ontology annotation, molecular function: transcription coactivator activity; DNA-binding transcription factor binding. The record is from RefSeq and is a predicted model, not a curated record. Gene Ontology annotation, cellular component: nucleus. Lineage: Eukaryota; Metazoa; Arthropoda; Insecta; Diptera; Cecidomyiidae. The transcript is spliced from 3 exons. Gene Ontology annotation, biological process: positive regulation of transcription by RNA polymerase II.